This is a messenger RNA of Radiomyces spectabilis, 1454 nucleotides long. RefSeq lists its product as uncharacterized. The coding region runs from base 253 to 1146 and encodes 297 amino acids. Lineage: Eukaryota; Fungi; Mucoromycota; Mucoromycetes; Mucorales; Radiomycetaceae. Gene Ontology annotation, cellular component: nucleus. The transcript is spliced from 2 exons. Gene Ontology annotation, biological process: regulation of transcription by RNA polymerase II. The record is from RefSeq and is a predicted model, not a curated record.
AUUUUUUCUCUUUUUCAACGGAAUCUUUAUAGUUCAAAUGAAUCUUGUUCAUGCAAAGAGUAGUCCUUUGUCUGCCAAACGAUCACUCAGUUCCGUGUCUUCACCAGAGUCCUUGAAGAACACGCUGGCUUUACAGUCACGGUAGGUUGAGAAAGCAGCCAAGCUUAGGAAACUUUUUUUUUCUGGCCUUUUCUUGCUUAGAACCACAUACCCUUUUUUUAUAUACCAAACAUCACUCAUUGUCUAUAUAGAAUGGCGGCCAACCGCAUGCUCAAGAAACGACGACUCAGCAGUGGCAGCGAAAGCCGAAGCAGCGUAAGCAGUCGCGAAGAAGGUGGUGACGAAAGGCCCGAAUCCAGCGAUUCCGAAGACGAUCGCGAAGGCGUUUCCAACUAUUAUUCGUCUGCGACAAACCCAGUAGAGGAAUCCGGAACGGUGCCACCCAAAGGUAUAUCGUUUAGACCGACUACAAGGCGCCAGGCCGGUACACCUUUUCUUAUCGACGGGGAGGCACCGCGUCGAAAGGAAGGAUUGGAACGAUUUGAAACGAGUAAAAAUUACGGACCUGGGCGACGUCGAUCUACGGAUUAUAAAGGCCAAUUGAUGGAUUUCAUCGAUCAGAUUUACCCUCCUCUUGUAUGCUCCGUAUGUUAUCAGACUUCGACCGGACGAGCCGAUGCCGAACAACAUCUCAAAGAAACUCACAAAGGCGUGAAAUCCUAUUCAUGUAUGCAUCCAUCGUGUGAACAUGCCUACAGUUCACGGGCCGGUUUAAGGUAUCACUUGGAGCAUGCUCACACUAUAUCCAUUGAAGUCAAUCAUAAAUUCCAAACGAUAUCUUCCGCUAAAGAGGCCAAGCCAUCCUCGGUGCACUCGUCCAAGAAGAAAUUACCGAUUUUGUCCGCCGAAUUGCGAGCCAUGCUGGAUGCGGAGUAUGAUCCGCUCGUGUGCCCGCGAAAAGACUGCAAGGAACGAUUUGAACGAAAGGCCUACAUGCUUCGUCACAUGCAAUCCGCUCAUCCGCGGCAAUUCCUCUAUACUUGUUUCUUUCCCGAGUGUACAGGCACCAAGACCUAUUCUACCCGUAAUGGCUUGAUAUAUCAUUUGGUCAGUAUUCAUAAUGGUGACCUACCGGCCCAACAGUAGGUCUGUCUCACCAUCGCAGCUCUCCCACUGUCGUAUCAUUUUGGCGGUUGUAUAUAAUUUUCGCAUAUUCAAAGUAUCAAAUUUCUGGUUUUUCUUUUUGGUUUUUCAUAUUUUUUUUUUUUCUGUUCAAAAAGCGAGGCAAGCACUCGAUAGACUUUUUUUUCGAUUUCGGCAUUGUUGCUGUCUUGUCUAUGCUUCAUAACUUGGCACAUCACUAUUUUUCAUUACUUCAUAUUCUUUAUUGCCCAAAACGGGACAUAUUUUCCCCCAUUGACAAUAAACUUGCAUUACUUACAGUAGAAUUUUUC